This is a messenger RNA of Pecten maximus, 415 nucleotides long. RefSeq lists its product as uncharacterized. The record is from RefSeq and is a predicted model, not a curated record. NCBI's taxonomy places the organism in Eukaryota, Metazoa, Mollusca, Bivalvia, Pectinida, Pectinidae. Bases 30 to 341 code for a protein of 103 amino acids. The transcript is spliced from 2 exons.
CUGACUAACUUGUUACAACAAACACAGGAAUGAACAUGGAAUCUGUACCAUCCAACAGUACCGCCACAGACAGGAUAAAUAGUGCGCUUGCAACACUUAAGAGUGAUAUGCUUGACCUGAGACAACAAGAUGUCCAGUUGAUGCAGCAGCUUAUUUGUAUUAACGACAACAUCAAGGCACUGACCAAACGAAGACCUAAUUCAGGCAGACAACGCAUAACGAAACAAUCCUUGCUCAACGGGCGACGGAAGUUUAUUAAUCAGAAUGAAUCGAUUCCAGAAGAAGAUUCUAGUUCUGCAGAUUCGGACAGUGACGAAAGUUUGUCUGGUAUUGAAAAUUAAUCCAUACAGUGUUUACAAAACUGUUUCCGAGUUAUUGAACUUUAAACAAAUAGGAAAACUUGUGCUAAAAACAA